AUGUUUUUAUCCGAUUCCGUUUGUUUUCUUUUACAUUUUUCCCCUUCUUUUCCUUCAUUUAUUCUCAUUUUCCUAUUCACCAUUUUUCUCCUUUCUUCCUUUCCUUUUUCGUUUUCACAUUUUCAUUUUAUUUCGCAUUCUUUCUUUUCUUUCUUCGUUCUUUUAUUUCUUUCGCCAUUCUUCUCUCUAUUUGACCUUUUCCUCUUUCGUUUAUUGUUCUUUUCUUCUUCUUUUUUUUACAUUAUUUUCUUUUUUCCCCACAUUAAUUUCUUAAUUUCCUGUCUUCGUCUUUCGCCUAUCGUUUUCUCCUUUUUCUCCCUCUUCUGCCUUUACUUAUUUUGCUCCCCUUUCUUAUCUAUUACACGACCUGCACAUCACACUUUACAACAACUGGUAUUCCUAAGCGGUGAUGUGGCCGUAAGCUUGAUUUCUUGUUUUUCUUCCAUUCACGCUGUCCAAUUCCUCUUUCUCUUCCCGUAUUUCUCUCUCUCUCUCUCUUUCUCUUUCUCUCUUUCUCUUUCGUUCUCUUUUAUCUUCAUUAAUUUUCUUCUUUUUCUAUAUUUUCUUCAUUUUCUCUUUCUUUUCCCUUUUUAUUUUCUUCUUUUUCCUAUAAUUUUCCUCCUCUUUCCCCCCCCCCAUUCAUUUCUCCCCCUCCUUGCCCAGUUCUUUUCUCUUAUCCAUUUUUAA
This is a messenger RNA of Acanthosepion pharaonis, 687 nucleotides long. The record is from the annotation of a GenBank genome assembly. Lineage: Eukaryota; Metazoa; Mollusca; Cephalopoda; Sepiida; Sepiidae.